Musca vetustissima is the source of this 1289-nucleotide messenger RNA. RefSeq lists its product as uncharacterized. The record is from RefSeq and is a predicted model, not a curated record. The transcript has 5 exons. NCBI's taxonomy places the organism in Eukaryota, Metazoa, Arthropoda, Insecta, Diptera, Muscidae. Bases 6 to 1289 code for a protein of 427 amino acids.
UAAAUAUGUGCCGAUGUUGUCAAAACUGUUGGGAAGAUUUUUAUUGGAAUUGUUUCGAGGAAAAAUUUUGCUAUGAUGAAACAAUUGCCAAUUAUAAUCCCGACGAUGAUGAAGAAUAUCUUGCCUCCAAAAAGAAUGGCAGUGUCUUGGGACGCAUACAACCAGCGGACAACAACAAUGUGACCAGAGUACCCUCAAUUAUUAUUGAUCAGCCACUGCGACGAGGGCAUUCAUCUGGACUAUUCAGUAAUGCCAAAAUUCACGAAGAAGAUUAUCGCCGAGAAACACAAACAAAUGUACCAAUGCUGGGACCGGAGAUACUUGCGGUCUUUGCCAAUUCGCAGAUAUUCCAGGAUCAUCAACCGACCAAAUUGAAUCGUAUCAGUACGAAACCAAAUUUGGCUGGGAUACACUCACCCAAACGGGAUAUGCCAACCACACCCAAGGAAUCUGAUCAGGAUCGUCUGCUGCGACGUUUGGAAGGUAAUAAUGAAUCUACACCGUUUUUGCCCCGAAGCAAUUCUAAUCUAGCUAAAGGUGAUACAUUGGACUCUCCCACUGACAAAACGGUUACUGAUACUAAAGAUGCAUCUCCCGAACGGCGUAUUACUUUUACCAUAAGUAGCGAUUCUUCGCCUGAGGGCAGUAUGACUUUGUCACCGAAGAAAUUCGACUCUAUUGCCGAAGAGGACACACCUUCAGUUGUCGAUGCUGGGAAAGACGAGGAUGAAAAAGAAGAUGAAGUAAUUCUACGACCACGUCUCAUUGAUCGUCAUCCACAUUUAAUGCCACCAUCUGGCAUUACCACUACACCACGUAAAGUAUUGCGCAGCGCCAAGAGUGUACCACACUUCAAUGUUCGAACAGCAGCUAGUGAAACAGAUAUAUUCGCCAUAACCGGCUCGGGCAAUCCCAUUAGUAUGACACCAGAAGUUCCGUCCAUAUCGUUUAGUAAUUUGCCCAAACACUAUGAAGAUACACCGACAAUUGAAAAAUAUCGCGUCUCACAAUCCCUCUAUUCAAUACAAACGGCAAAUGCCGCUCGUGCUGAAGAUUAUUCAAUGCCGCGCUAUUUCCGCAAAUCGGCCAUGAUAACGGCCAGUAGUGAAGUAUUGUCGGGAACAGGUCCAACGACAACACCCUCGGCUUCUUCUUCGCGUGAAGAAGUCCGACGUCCCGAGAAGGAGAAGAGCAAACGUUUGCAAAUGUUGAGAGGAGCCUUGCCACCGUUACUUAUACAUUCCGUGUCAUUCCGCAAAACCCGUGAAGAGGGCAAACAAGUGGAUUAG